Osmia bicornis bicornis is the source of this 699-nucleotide messenger RNA. RefSeq lists its product as uncharacterized. The record is from RefSeq and is a predicted model, not a curated record. The transcript is spliced from 2 exons. NCBI's taxonomy places the organism in Eukaryota, Metazoa, Arthropoda, Insecta, Hymenoptera, Megachilidae. The coding region runs from base 1 to 699 and encodes 232 amino acids.
AUGGAAGAUCACGGUGUGCAGUUGGCUGCUGCCAAGACGGAGAUCGUGAUUCUCACCAAAAGAAGAAUUCCCUCCUCCAUCACGAUGAUGGUCGGGACUCAGCCUGUACAGACCUGCAGCUCUGGGAGGUACCUGGGGGUGAUGCUGGAUAACCGGCUCACCUUCUGGGAGCACAUUCGCAGGGUCUGCAACAAGGCCGUGCAGAGUACGGCGGCGCUAAGUCGUCUCAUGGCGAACAUGGGAGGCCCGAAGCCGUGGAAGAGAAGACUCCUGUUGACGUCCGUCCAGGCAGCCCUGCUUUAUGGGGAAGAAAUAUGGGCGGACGCUCUUAGGGACCUGGGCCAGUGGUCGUCACGUCGCCAUGGCGAGGUGACCUUUUAUCUGACGCAAUUCCUGACAGGACAUAGGUACUUCCGUAAGUACCUGUUCAGGAUGCGGAAGGUAGGGUCACCUCGCUACUUGCUUUGUGGCGAGGCGGAGGACGAUGUGCUCCACACCUUCUUCGUCUGCGAUUAUUUUGCGGACGUGAGGGGAGGUGUGGAGCGCGCCAUCGCCGACAGCAUCACCCCAGAGAACAUCGUCGGGGUGAUGCUCCAUAGCCAAGAGCGGUGGGACGCUGUGGCGCGGUAUGACGAGUACAUACCCCGCUCCGCAAGCGUGAAGAGGGCUGCCUUGAGGCACUCCCCUCGUGAAGUGUGA